Baudoinia panamericana UAMH 10762 is the source of this 2459-nucleotide messenger RNA. RefSeq lists its product as uncharacterized. Gene Ontology annotation, molecular function: hydrolase activity. The coding region runs from base 253 to 2304 and encodes 683 amino acids. The transcript has 3 exons. Lineage: Eukaryota; Fungi; Ascomycota; Dothideomycetes; Mycosphaerellales; Teratosphaeriaceae. Gene Ontology annotation, biological process: nucleotide catabolic process. The record is from RefSeq and is a predicted model, not a curated record. Gene Ontology annotation, cellular component: cytosol.
UGCUUGUUGGAUCUUGGCAAUCAUCAUGCUGCGCAAACACGUGCGGCAUUGAGGCCAUGGCGAUGGUACCUUGCACACCUCGAUGACGGCUGGGCUGCAGAUUGCGCUUGAUGGAGCGAUGAGUGGUUCGUGCAGCCUCACGAUGGUCAUGGCUAGGCAUAAGAAGUCCUCGCCCGCAGUGGGUGGUGUGCUGAAGGAGUCCACGCCUCUCGUUGCUCGUUGUUCAUUGCCCUCGCUCUUAUUCUCGCCGCCAUGAAGCUCACUUCCGCGGCUGUCCUGGCCUUGACCGGUUUGUAUGGCACCGCUUUUGCGUGCGAGGCAUGUGCUGGCGAUGGUGAGAGCGAUAUAGUACUUACUCGCAACGUCCGCCGCAUGCAGCCCGACGCGCAGAAUGCCUCAUCGCUGCCACGCUCGCCGCUCGCUUGGGGUCAGCUUAACUUCCUCCAUACCACCGACACUCAUGGCUGGCUAGAGGGCCACCUGAAGGAGAAGAACUAUGGCGCCGACUGGGGCGACUUUGUGAGCUUCGUCGCAGAUAUGAGAGCAAAGGCGGAUCUUUACAAUGUUGAUUUGUUGGUUGUCGACACUGGUGAUCUCCACGAUGGCGCUGGUCUCAGCGAUGCAACAAGCCCCAAUGGCGUGUUGAGCAAUCCCAUAUUCGAGGAUAUCAACUAUGACCUGCUCACCAUCGGCAACCACGAGCUCUACAUCAAUGACAUAUCUUACGAACACUACUAUAACUUCAGCGUGCAUUAUGGCGACCGCUACCUUACCAGCAACGUCCAGAUCUACAACCCGAACCUUAAGCAGUUCGAGUACCUUGGGCAGACGCACCGCUACUUUCAGACCAAGAGAGGUAUCAACAUCAUGGCAUUCGGCGUUCUCUACGACUUUACUGGCAACGGUAACGACACCAAGGUCAUCCCAGCCCGCCAAAUGGUGAACCAGACAUGGUUCCAGGCGGCCAUCCGUACACUUGACCCUGUUGACGUCUUUGUGCUUAUCGGCCACAACCCCGUGAGACCGACCGUGUCGGGCAGCACGCUCAGCAUUGUCUACAACGCCAUCAGGGCCGUACGUCCGGACGUGCCCAUCCAAAUCUUCGGUGGUCAUACCCAUGUUCGCGACUUCGCCGUUUAUGACGAUAAGACCACCGCGUUGGAGUCCGGCCGAUACUGCGAGACGCUCGGCUUUUUGAGCUUGAGCGGCUUACCAAGUGCUACCUACCACGGCGCGGUGUACCCCCCGGGUGUGCCGAACCCGAGCAUGGCGGCAAAGAAGAUCGGUCCAUACGCCACUACUACGGCGACCGCAGCUCUGACUACUUCCACUUCGCCAUCGAGCUUGGUCUACUUCAGACGGUACCUUGACUGGAACCGUCAAACGUUCAUGUACCACGGCAUCGGCCAAUAUGUCACCACUUUCGACACUUCAGCAGGCGUCAGCGCCACGCAGAACAUCACUACGACGCGUCAGCAGCUCAACCUGACAACGCUUUACGGCUGUGCUCCACAAACCUACUGCAUCAGUUGCGCUCCCUUCCUCAGCAACGGCAGCAUCUACACCAUACUCACUCAGGCACUGUCUGCCGUUGUGGUCAACCAAACACGCGCCACCAUCCCUCGCCUGAUCAUUCUCAAUACCGGUUCUGUUCGAUUUGACCUGAUCAAGGGCCCAUUUACCUACGAUGACAGCUUCAUCGUUUCCCCUUUCACGGACGCCUUCCAGUACAUCCCGAAUGUCCCCUACAACCUCGCUUCUCAGGUGUUGGCCAAACUCAACGCCGGACCGUACCAAAAGCGCAGCGUCGAGCCCGAGCUCGCCGCUCGCGACUUCAGCUUCUACAACCCAAGCAUGAACCAGCAGGACACUUGCGUCGACCCUGUGGUCUCCACUCACGGCGGCCUCCAAAAGCGCGGCAACAUUGUCCGUCGCCAGAACUACACCGUCACACCCGGCUACACCACAACGGAUGAUUUUGGCACCGACGGCGAUGACACCAUUCACAGCACCAUCCCCUACUACAGCACUCCAAACGACUUCCAAGCCAAUGCAUCCUUCCCUACGAAUGGGAGCUUGCCUACUGCGGUUGAUUUGAUCUUCCUCGACUUCAUCGCGCCAAAUGUGUUGUCCGUGUUGUCCGGACUGGGUGCUAAGUACACAACUAAUGAUGUGGCGUAUUAUCUGCCAGAGAGCUUCACAACGAACAGCUAUCUGCCGCUCUAUGCGCGGCGGUAUUGGCAGGCAAAUGUGCCAAACUGCCCAAUUGGACAAGGCGUUGGCUAUAAUGACACAACCUCAUAAGAGAGAGCUGAGUGAUGAAUGAAUGAUGCGUUAGGCAAGUAGCCGACGUCAUGAUUAUACGAGAACGGGAUUCGUAUGAUAUAUAUGCAAUAUACGAACACUUGAUGAGUGAAAGCUCGGCAUGAAACGUUACCUGUCCGGCACGCGCAGACGUG